Molecule: messenger RNA, 1826 nt
Organism: Polistes canadensis
Lineage: Eukaryota; Metazoa; Arthropoda; Insecta; Hymenoptera; Vespidae
Product: RNA-binding protein 24-B-like
Exons: 7
Coding region: 847-1665 (272 amino acids)
Cellular component (GO): cytosol
Molecular function (GO): RNA binding
Source: RefSeq, a predicted model, not a curated record
AUGAAAACGCGUAUACAUAUAUUUAUAAUUAUUCGCCAUGAUUACAUUUUAAUGAUACUUAUACCCCCGAUAGAGAAAGAGAUAAGAGAAUCGCGUUUUUACAGCCGUUCUUAGGUGACGCUUCAUGGGACUUUGUUUGCACAAUUGUUUGGACAUUCGUGUGUGAUCGUAUGGACGUAGAAAAUCCUUGAAACGAUAACAGGAAUAAUUCGUCACGAAAUCGAGCAACGAUUAUAUACAUACAUAUAUAAUACAAUAUGUUCUACUUUAUAUACGGUGUUAAAGAGAAUCGAACGAUUUAAAUAACAAAACUAAUAGCAGAUCGGCAAGAUUUUUGUUCUUUUUUGAUAAUGCAAUAAACUCAAUUUCACUCGUAGUAAAAGCAUAGACAAUCCAUUGUUUACUUUAGCAUACGAACACAAGGAUGAUAAUCAAUUGCAUUAUCAAAAUGAAAGGCGAGGGUACCCACUUGGAACAGGGUUGAUUUUUGGGAAAUUGUUUCGUUAAUCCGUAAUCGUAAGGGGGGUGGGGGUCUUCUUUUUAACACCGUGUAUAUGAGAGAAAAAUAAUCUGAAAUAAAUCACAGCUCGUCUCCGCACAGUCUCCGCCUUGUCUCGGAUUUAAUACACGACGCGUUCUUCCGUCAGUCCAUGCCGACCAAUUGGACGACUCGCGGCAGCUUCCAACGAAGAAACCUGUUUUAUUUUCGGACGAAUUUGGAGAGCCGGGCUUCUCGUCUAUUUCGAGAAGGCCGCUGCCACCACCGUUCUGGAAGAUACCAAAUAAAUAGUCAAAAUUGAUCAAGUGGUUCUUUCGUCCGGCGGUGAUAUCGCCAAAAUUUGGAGGAUGUUGAUGCCCAGUGCCGCCGGUCUUAGUGCUGUAGGUGCUGUGGGAGCACCAGGCCCGGACGAGCUCGUUUCCGGGCUGGGUGCUCUUGCGGGUGCCACACCUCAGCAAAAAGAUACCACCUGGACUAAAUUAUUCGUCGGCGGUCUACCGUAUCAUACGACCGAUAAAAGUCUCAGGGAACAUUUCAGUGUUUACGGGGAUAUCGAGGAGGCCGUUGUCAUCACUGACAGGCAAACUGGAAAAAGCAGAGGCUACGGUUUCGUCAUCAUGGGAGACAGAGCGGCAGCUGAGAGAGCCUGCAAGGACCCCAAUCCUAUCAUCGAUGGCCGCAAGGCCAACGUUAACUUAGCAAUUCUUGGAGCUAAACCGAGGGGUAACUUGCAAACCACAUUCCCAUUUGCUGCCGGUAUUAGAGCUGGAUAUCCUGCGGUUCUUCCUGGCCAAUAUGGAGUACCACCGGGCUACGUUUACCAGUCUCCUUAUCUGGCCGCAGCGGCGCCAGGCGGCUUGGUACCACUUCCGGCGACUCAGUUGAGCCACGCAGCCGCAGUUGCAGCUACGCAAUUUUACGAUUAUCAAAAUGUAGCGGCAGCGGCUGCCACCUAUCCGGGUACUUCCUACAAUUUCGCAGAGGCCUAUCCGUACAGCAGUGCUGCCGCCGCGGUAAAUGCAGCGGCAGGUUAUGUGACGCCGUACACAUAUGCGACUCUACCAGGUGCAGCGGGUUUGCCUGCUGCUGCUGCUGCAGCAACGGCGGGUGCUGCUUUCCCUGGAUUACCAUACCAAACGACGCCUCAGGAAGCAAGAUUACAAUGAGAUAUGGAUCUCAAAGUGUUGUCAAAAACGAGAAUCGUUCAUAAUAAGCUAGAAAUAUCGCGAAUAUUGAUUUCGACGAUGAACGAUUGUCGUUCAUUUUUGUUUUAUAAUCAAAUUAAUAAGGGACAAAAAGAACAAAAUUAUCGCAGAAUCGUUUUAUU